Gracilinanus agilis (Agile Gracile Mouse Opossum) is the source of this 1014-nucleotide messenger RNA. It is a transcript of the gene SMPDL3B, whose product is annotated as sphingomyelin phosphodiesterase acid like 3B. The record is from RefSeq and is a predicted model, not a curated record. Gene Ontology annotation, molecular function: hydrolase activity. Bases 1 to 1014 code for a protein of 337 amino acids. The transcript has 7 exons. Lineage: Eukaryota; Metazoa; Chordata; Mammalia; Didelphimorphia; Didelphidae.
AUGUAUGUACCUAUGCACGGUACUUUGCAGACCUUAAAUGUUGCAGCAUUAUCAGCUCCUUUCACAAAAGGCAUGAAGAACAGGAGAAACACCACAGAAUGGGGAAAAGACACAGAUCCAUUGCAAGUAUGUCCAUCAGCAGGUUCCCAAUCAGUGUCCAAUGCAGGUGUGUGGGGAGAUUACCUUUGUGAUGCUCCCUGGAUGCUCAUCAACUCUUCCCUUUAUGCCAUGAAGGCCAUCUUGCCUAAGCCGGACUUCAUUCUCUUGACUGGUGACUACACACCUCAUGUCCUUAACAAGGGCGGGACAGAAGAAGCAGUAUUGAACAUAGUGAAACGCUUGACGGACCUCCUUCUAUUAGUAUUCCCAGAAACUAAAGUCUACGCUACUUUGGGAAAUCAUGAUUUCUACCCCAAAAACCAACUUCCAGCAGAAAGCAACAAUAUUUAUAAUUACAUAGCAGAUUUGUGGAGGCCAUGGCUCUAUAACACAUCGAUUUCUCAAUUCAAAGAAGGUGCCUUCUAUGCUGAGAGCUUGCCUGGUCCAAACUCAACUGGGCAAGUUGUGGUGCUUAACACCAAUCUGUACUAUGAAAACAAUGUAGUUGCAGGCAAUGUGGAUGAUCCAGGGAAACAGUUUCAGUGGCUGGAUACUGUGCUGAGCAAAGCAUUCCAAGAUGGAGAAAAGGUGUAUAUCAUUGGGCACAUGCCUCCUGGCUUCUUUGAGAAGACCCAAAAUAAAGCCUGGUUCCGGCCCAACUUCAAUAAACGCUACAUGGAAAUCAUCAAGAAACACCAUCAUGUGAUUGCGGGGCAGUUUUUUGGUCAUCACCACACUGACAGCUUCCGGAUGUUUUAUGAUGACACAGAUAAACCUGUCAGUGUCAUGUUUCUGACUCCUGGAGUGACGCCCUGGAAAACAACCCUUCCUGGAGUAGAAAAUGGAGCCAAUAAUCCUGGGAUCCGAGUCUGGGACUAUGAUCGAGACACUCUACAACUUAAGGUAAAAGCAUGA